UGUCCUGAAUGUUGGAAGAAAAUAAAAUCAUUUCUACUGACAGUGUUGAUUGGUGUUGAAUAAAAAGUUCCAUAAGCUAAUUGAAUGGAGUUAUUUGAUUAGUAAUGUCUCUUGAAUGUUGCCUUACCUGUCCAGGUGUCAGAGAUCCACAGAGCCGUGUUCACCCGUGUGUGGACAGGACCUGAAACGAUGAUAACUCUCAUUACAUUUGGUUACAUCGGUGGAGCAACACAAAGAACCUGGUGACAUCACCUGCAGAGCUGAACAGUGUUGAAGAUGUUUCCAUCCUUCAGCACACACACAAACCUCCUCUAGCCAAAACAGAGGACCUGGACGAUGAAUUCCUCCCCACGACCAUGGCCUCAAACUCAGAGAGGAAGAGCAGCCUCACCUUAACACCAGAUGAAGAGAUGGAGGAAGAGGAGCCCCUGGUGGAGGAAGAAAAAGACAGACCCAUCCAGAUUGUCCUGGCCAAUGAGGCCGAGCACACCUUUGAGCUGGACACUGCCGCACUGGAGAAGAUCCUGCUGCAAGAUCACGUCAAGGACCUGAACGUGGUGGUCGUGUCUGUGGCCGGAGCUUUUCGCAAGGGCAAGUCCUUCCUGCUGGACUUCAUGCUGCGCUACAUGAGCAAUGAGCGGUGUCAGUCCUGGCUGGGAGGUGAUGACGAGCCUCUGACGGGCUUCACCUGGAGAGGGGGCUGUGAGAGGGAGACCAUAGGAAUUCAGAUCUGGAGCCAAGUGUUUGUGGUGGACAAACCAGACGGCAGCAAGGUAGCUGUUCUCCUGGUGGACACUCAGGGAGCGUUUGACAGUCAGUCCACCAUCAAAGACUGUGCCACGGUGUUUGCCCUCAGUACCAUGACCAGCUCUGUUCAAGUUUACAACCUCUCCCAGAACAUUCAGGAGGAUGACCUGCUGCAUCUGCAGCUUUUCACAGAAUAUGGUCGACUGGCAAUGGAGGAGAUCAACCUAAAACCUUUUCAGUCCCUGAUGUUCCUGAUCCGUGACUGGAGUUACCCUUAUGAGCACUACUACGGUCUGAGAGGAGGCCACAAUUUCCUGGAUAAAAGACUUCAAGUGAAACAGAACCAACACGAAGAGCUGCAGAACGUGAGGAAGCACAUUCACUCCUGCUUCUCCAACAUCAGCUGCUUCCUGCUGCCACACCCUGGCCUCAAGGUGGCCACCAACCCUUACUUUGACGGCAGACUGAAAGACAUUGAUGAUGAUUUUAAGAGUGAACUGGCCAAACUGGUGCCUCUGCUGCUGGCCCCAGAGAGACUGGUGGAGAAGGAGAUUGGAGGGAACAAAGUCACCUGCAGAGAUCUUGUGGAGUACUUCAAGGCUUACAUGAAGAUCUACCAAGGAGAGGAGUUGCCCCAUCCCAAGUCAAUGGUGCAGGCCACAGCAGAGGCCAAUAACCUGACUGCAGUGGCAGGAGCUAAAAACAUGUACAGUAACAGCAUGGAGCAGAUCUGCGGCGGGAACAAGCCGUACAUGGCCCCCGCUGACCUGGAGCGAUGCCAUGAGGAGUUCCGGGAGCACUCUGUGCGCUACUUCCGCUCUGUGAAGAAAAUGGGCGGCGAGGAGUUCUGUCAGCGUUACCAGAACCAGCUGGAGGCCGAGCUGGACGAGUCCUACAGCAGAUUCUCCAAAAGCAACGACAGCAAAAACAUCUUCAACGCCGCACGCACGCCUGCCACGCUGUUCCUGGUCAUGUUCAUCACCUACGUGGUGUCAGGAGUCACGGGCUUCAUUGGUUUAAGCACCUUAGCCGCACUGGCUAACCUGGUCAUGGGCGCAGCCAUGCUGGCGCUCUGUGCCUGGGCGUACGCGAGGUAUUCUGGAGAGUUACGGGAAGUCGGAACGGUCAUCGAUUUGUUGGCUGAAACGCUGUGGGAACAGGUGUUAAAGCCACUCAGUGAACACUACAUGGAAGACAAUGUCCGACAGACGCUGGUGAACUCCAUCAAAGCCAGUCUGACAGAGCAGGCCUCUCAACACGCCAAAUUAAAGACUCAGUGACUCACUCCGUCACCCUCCUUUCCCCUUUGAAUUCUCACCCAUUAAACCUCCCGCUCACCCACCGGCUCAGUGUAUUUAGUCCUAGAACUGCGGAACUAGUUCAACGCCAAAGCUGAUCCUUCUUUUUUUUUUUUUGGCCAAAACAAUUACAUUUUUUCUGCCUGAGCAACAACGACCAGUAGUCCUUCUGUUCUCUAGCUCCUCAUCGCCCCCCAGUGCCUCAGAGCAGAAGCUACAUAUCAAUAAGAGAAGCUGUUCAAAAGAAGUCUUGUGUGACAACACAGAACUUUAAUGAAAGUUAAAGUUCUUCUCUGUGCCACAACAUCACAAAUGCAUUUUACCACUGUAGAUUAUCUCUCACACGCACACACACACACUCAGAAGACUGAAUUCACCUGUAGAAUGAUCUGUAAUUCAGGGGAAAUCCAUAGACUGUAAACAGGACCUGGACAGAGCCCCCUUCACAGCAGACUGUGUUUUUGGGGUGAGACCAAAACCAGAACAUUUUUUUCUGCUGAUUUUAAAGUUAACAUCAAGUCGUUAUUAAGUGGGCCAACCUUAUUCUGUGAUCUCAUCGUCUUAAGAUCUCGGCCGUCGUCUAUGGAAUGUGAGGUCUCUUUAUUAUUAUUAUUAUUAUUUAAAUACAUUUUCUUACAAGACGGAGCUGGUUUCAAAGACCAUACGUUCAUCAGACAGAUCUUUACUGGUGUUUAAGAAUCUGUCAC
This is a messenger RNA of Cynoglossus semilaevis (tongue sole), 2752 nucleotides long. RefSeq names its product atlastin GTPase 2 (gene atl2). Gene Ontology annotation, molecular function: GTP binding; GTPase activity. The coding region runs from base 357 to 2027 and encodes 556 amino acids. The record is from RefSeq and is a predicted model, not a curated record. The transcript has 14 exons. NCBI's taxonomy places the organism in Eukaryota, Metazoa, Chordata, Actinopteri, Pleuronectiformes, Cynoglossidae.